UAAGUUCUGGGAAGUUGGCUUGGCCAUACAAAAAUGUAGAAAAAGUCGGGAAUUCCACUUUCUGGGAUUUGGCUGUAUUUGUGCAUCAAAAUAACUCUGAAUUCUAGAAAGAUUUCUGAAGAAACAAGUCCUCUUAUUGCAUCUGAAUGUGUGGGCAGAUUUGAUGGACAUUUAGCCUUUAAUGGUCAAUAUUUAUCCUUCUUGAGAAUUAACACUGAUAAGCCAAGAAAGUCUGUGAUAUCUUUUGUUGAGUCAACUUCUGGGACUUGCAUAAAUCUGAGAGAUUUCAACAAAGAUGACUCUGUCAAUUCACUCAAAACCUCGAAGACGAUGUAGAAGGCUGACAAGAACAACAAGAAAUGAUACAAGGAGCAGGCGACUAGACAGAUGCACAUCGCCUCUCAAUGGUAUCACCAAUGGUCAAGCUAGCCAGAGUACACCCAGUGGACGGAAUAUUUAUCGUCGUCAGUUUGUAAAGCAAAAUAGAAUUAAACGUGAAAGCACAUCUUCAGACGACAGCUGUUGUACCAAAGAGGAAUUCUAUGCUGGCAGGGCUCGUUGUCGUAACCCAAUGGAGCGAGAGAGAAUGCGACCAUGGCUCAUUAGAAUAGUGGACAGUGGAAAUAUGCCUGGAGUAAAAUGGGUUGAUAGUGCAAAAACUAAGAUCAGGAUUUCCUGGAUUCAUGCUGCUAGACAUGGUUAUGAACCACCAAAGGAAAAUAUUUUCAAAGCAUGGGCAAUUCAUUCAGGAAAAUAUGACCCUCAGGACCAAGAUCCCAAAAAGUGGAAAGCAAACUUUAGGUGUGCGAUCAACACCCUCCCAGAUGUCAAGUUGAGUUUGACAGAGAGUCAGAAAAGGGGGAAAGAUGCCUUUAAAGUAUAUGAACUUAAACCAGAGAAAGCGAGAAAAAGGAAAACAAAAACUCCAGCAUUAUCAACCAGUUUGCCCGCUGAUUUAAGUAAUGCUCAACAUGGAGACGAAGCACCAAGAUACCAUCAAGCCAGAACACAACCAUACAACAAUCAGAGAAGGGCUUCAUCAAAGACUGUUACAUUGGAAGAUAAGAAAAGGAUGCUGCAAGAGGCCAAAAAGAGAACAUCUGACCCUAUCUCCAUUCCAAACGCAAAGAACAACAUUAAACAAGAAGCAGAAGUGCUGUAUUCAAAUGAAAUAGGUGACUACUGGAAGGAUAUGUUCAGCUCCACCAUGAGCUCAACCUUCAAAGGGAUCCAUUCAGGCUGCCAGAUGACCAUAAGAGAUAUAGCUUUAGAGCAAUAUAUGAUGUCUCCUUUUAAUGAAGAUAUGGACGGCCAAUCAGAUACAAGUAGUGUUAUGCUCCAUAGCCCCAGUUCAAGUUCAAGGAGACCUAGUAUAAGUGGAGAGUCUGAUAAUAGUGAUAGAGGCAAUAAUGAAGAUGAUCUUAUUGUUGAGUUGGUUGAUAGAAUGAGAAGGGAUUCUGAGACAGGGUCACCUACGAGGAGUUUAACAUCCCCACCUUUACAGAGUGCCCACCUGCAGUUCUCAGAGUAUUCUAGAGGCAGUGAUGACAGCCCACCAAUAAUUCAAGAAGGCCCCAACAAUUACCCAAUGCCAAAUCUUUACCAAAAUGGACCCCUGGAUCCAUUCCCUCAACAUCAUAGUGCACCAAAUUUUUCAUCACAAAAGAUGACAAAUAUGUUUGAUGCUUUUCCGGACUUCUCCAACACACCGGAAAUUCCAGUAACAGUUGAUUUGCUUAAUCCAGUUGAAACAACACAUGUAACUAUGGAGGACCAUACAUAUACCAAUCUUGCACCAGUAACCACACAAACAAUGGCAGGACUUCAGCCAAUGGCACAACAUUACACAAACUCAAUACAAGUGCAAGAAGGGCCUAGGGUCAUGGCAGAGACUAUACCAUCACCACGGGAUCAUUUUUUAGCUGCAAUGCAGGUCGAUGACAAUACUACAUGGUCUUAUCAAGACAAUCAACAGGACUCUAUUGCAAAACAUACUUGAGAAUCUGAAAGUCUAGCAUUUCUUCCAAUUUUUAGAGGAAAUAUUACACAAUUUAAUUUUCUAUAAAAUAAAAAUGUAAAAUACAAGAGCAAAAAGCAAUUGCAUACUCAAAAUGUGUAAAAAUUCAGGAAAUUAUACAGUUUCUCCAUGCAAAUCAAAAAUAUAGAAAAGCAGAUUGAGAAAAGCCAAGCCUUAUAUUGAUAAUUGGAUCUCUCCACUAUAAGUAAACUUCUCAACUGUGAUAGGAAGAUGUGAACAAAGGGGAAUGGGUCUCAUAUAUAAUAGACCUAUUUUGAGUUCAAUGGAAAAAAUAUUAAUUAGCGAUAGAGAUACUUACUUCAGCUAUGUACAUGUGUUCAUUGUUCAAUCAACAAAUACAUUUAUAUAAAGUGGGUCGAGUAAAUGCUGAAGUGCAAUUUUACUACUGAAUGAGAU
Messenger RNA from Owenia fusiformis, 2434 nucleotides. The record is from the annotation of a GenBank genome assembly. Lineage: Eukaryota; Metazoa; Annelida; Polychaeta; Sabellida; Oweniidae.